This is a messenger RNA of Microtus ochrogaster (prairie vole), 1395 nucleotides long. It is a transcript of the gene Aqp5, whose product is annotated as aquaporin 5. Gene Ontology annotation, biological process: transmembrane transport; carbon dioxide transport; water transport. The record is from RefSeq and is a predicted model, not a curated record. Gene Ontology annotation, molecular function: water channel activity. Gene Ontology annotation, cellular component: apical plasma membrane; plasma membrane. NCBI's taxonomy places the organism in Eukaryota, Metazoa, Chordata, Mammalia, Rodentia, Cricetidae.
CGGAGUGGGCGCCGCACCGUGCGCAGAGCCCCGAAACCAGAGGCCCGCCGCUGCCAGCGCCGCCCCGACGGCCUCCCUGCGACGCUGCCGCUGCCACCGGGCACCCAAGGCCACCAUGAAGAAGGAGGUGUGCUCAGUGGCCUUCUUCAAGGCCGUGUUUGCGGAGUUCCUGGCCACCCUCAUCUUCGUCUUCUUUGGCCUGGGCUCGGCACUCAAGUGGCCCUCAGCGCUGCCCUCCAUUCUGCAGAUCUCCAUCGCUUUUGGCCUGGCCAUAGGUACCCUGGCUCAAGCUCUGGGGCCUGUGAGCGGUGGCCACAUCAAUCCGGCCAUUACUCUGGCCCUCUUAGUAGGCAACCAAAUCUCGCUGCUUCGUGCUAUCUUCUACGUGGCAGCCCAGCUGGUGGGCGCCAUUGCUGGGGCAGGCAUCCUCUACUGGUUGGCGCCAAUCAAUGCGCGGGGCAACCUGGCCGUCAAUGCGCUCAGCAACAGCACAACGCCUGGCAAGGCCACAGUGGUGGAGCUGAUCUUGACCUUCCAGCUGGCUCUCUGCAUCUUCUCCUCCACUGACUCCCGCCGUACCAGCCCAGUGGGCUCCCCAGCUUUGUCCAUCGGCCUGUCUGUCACACUGGGCCACCUUGUGGGGAUCUACUUCACCGGCUGUUCCAUGAACCCAGCCCGUUCCUUCGGUCCAGCGGUGGUCAUGGAUCGGUUCAGCCCCUCCCACUGGGUCUUCUGGGUGGGGCCGAUUGUGGGCGCCAUCCUGGCUGCCAUCCUCUAUUUCUACCUGCUCUUCCCCUCCUCCCUGAGCCUCAGUGAUCGCGUGGCCGUCGUCAAAGGCACAUACGAGCCGGACGAGGACUGGGAAGACCAUCGGGAAGAGCGGAAAAAGACCAUAGAGCUGACGGCACACUGACCAGCACAGGCAGGGGCCAGUCCCUCAUCCCUGAACUGCUGGCAAAGAAGAAAACUAGACCUCGAAGCAUCCUUCCCACCGCCCUCUUGGUGGGGAAGAAGCACUGGAUCCACGCUGACGAUAGAGAUGGAAACAGAAGCCCACAGCGGGACACUCGGGUGGGGCCAGGGGCUGGAGUCUGACAGGGACAGGGUCUCUUCAGAAUGAAUGCCACGGGGCAGACCUCAGACACUGUGACUGCAGUGCCAAGCUCACAGACUGCCUAGGACCACAACAGAAAGGGGUGGUAGCAGCCUGCUAUGUCACCCAGCCCAACCUCUCAAGUGCCAAAGCCAGCCCCCAUGUGGGCAGAGGGGACAUCCCCCAGAACCCCUCAGCAGAGGAACAGAUGGUUCAUUGAAUGCCAUCCUAUUUAUUUUUGGUCAAGGAUGGGGGGGUGCUGGUUUUGGGGUUGGGCACUUCCCAGUAAAACCAUCAAUCUU